Messenger RNA from Drosophila serrata, 3505 nucleotides. It is a transcript of the gene Shal, whose product is annotated as Potassium voltage-gated channel protein Shal. Gene Ontology annotation, molecular function: A-type (transient outward) potassium channel activity; protein binding. Gene Ontology annotation, cellular component: membrane; voltage-gated potassium channel complex. Lineage: Eukaryota; Metazoa; Arthropoda; Insecta; Diptera; Drosophilidae. The record is from RefSeq and is a predicted model, not a curated record. Gene Ontology annotation, biological process: potassium ion transmembrane transport; protein homooligomerization; action potential.
CUGAACGCCCCAAGGAGAAUCGGAGCGGAGCAAACAGCGGGUCGUAGUUUGGGCCAAGUUCUUCUGGCCAUCGUGCGUGCAGAAAAAAUUUGUAAUAGUUAAUUUUUCAAAGAAAAACACGGCUAGAGGAGUUCCGGAAAAAGAACAUUUCCUAACCGAAAGCAGAGAAAGUCUACACAAAAUAGUGCGGAGAAAAAUGUGCGGCUAACGGAGCGAAGAAGAAGGAGGUGGAGGAGAGGCGAGGCGAGGAGACGAGCGGAGGAAGCAAGUUGCUGCACAUCAACCCCACUGGAGGCCAGAGGAAUCUUUUCAUAUCCCUGAAGUGAAGCAAAAGCAGCAACAGCAACAGCAACAGCAACAGCAACAGCAACAGCAACAGCAAAAGCAAAAGCAAAAAUGACAGCAAUAAGUUUAAGCAAUAAAACACUGCUAGCCGGACGUUGCAGAAAUGCAUUCGGAACACAAUAAGGAAAGGCAGCCGGCAAGAGCUUUAAAAUAGAGGAGAGCUCGACACAGAGGCUCCUCCUUCGGCGAGAAAUCCCAAAGGCCCCUCUUCCUCCCCCCAUCAACUGCCAAAUAAUAUAUAGGAAGCCAGCCAGCGGCAACGGACGCAGCCAAGGAGCCGAGAAAGGAGCCACCACGAGAGUUGACCGGGACACUGAAACAUUCCACCCCAUAGCAUGGCCUCGGUCGCCGCUUGGCUGCCCUUCGCCCGGGCGGCGGCCAUCGGGUGGGUGCCGAUCGCCACCCAUCCACUGCCACCGCCGCCGAUGCCCAAGGACCGCCGCAAAACGGACGACGAGAAGCUCCUGAUCAACGUGUCCGGUCGUCGCUUCGAGACGUGGCGGAAUACCUUGGAGAAAUAUCCAGACACUCUUUUAGGUUCCAACGAAAAAGAAUUCUUUUACGAUGAGGACUGCAAAGAGUACUUCUUCGACCGGGACCCGGACAUCUUCCGGCACAUACUCAACUACUAUCGGACCGGCAAGCUGCAUUAUCCAAAGCACGAAUGCCUCACCAGCUACGACGAGGAGUUGGCCUUCUUUGGCAUUAUGCCGGAUGUUAUCGGGGACUGCUGUUACGAGGACUAUCGGGACCGGAAGCGGGAGAAUGCGGAGCGUCUGAUGGACGACAAGCUGUCGGAGAAUGGGGAUCAGAACCUGCAGCAGUUGACCAACAUUAGGCAGAAGAUGUGGCGGGCCUUUGAGAACCCGCACACGUCCACCAGUGCCCUGGUGUUCUACUACGUCACGGGCUUCUUCAUCGCCGUCUCUGUGAUGGCCAACGUGGUGGAAACGGUGCCAUGUGGCCACCGGCCGGGCAGAGCGGGAACUCUGCCCUGCGGAGAGCGCUACAAGAUCGUUUUCUUCUGCCUGGACACCGCCUGCGUGAUGAUCUUCACGGCGGAGUACCUGCUCCGCCUCUUCGCCGCCCCCGAUCGGUGCAAGUUCAUGCGCUCCGUGAUGAGCAUCAUCGAUGUGGUGGCCAUCAUGCCGUACUACAUCGGACUGGGAAUCACCGACAACGACGACGUGAGCGGAGCCUUUGUCACGCUUCGAGUGUUCCGCGUCUUCCGCAUCUUUAAGUUUUCGCGCCACUCGCAAGGACUGCGGAUCCUUGGCUACACGCUCAAGUCCUGCGCCAGCGAGUUGGGAUUCCUCGUCUUCUCCCUGGCCAUGGCCAUUAUCAUCUUUGCCACCGUCAUGUUCUACGCGGAGAAGAACGUCAAUGGCACCAACUUCACAUCGAUUCCGGCGGCCUUCUGGUACACAAUCGUCACUAUGACGACGCUGGGAUAUGGAGACAUGGUGCCGGAGACAAUAGCUGGCAAAAUUGUGGGCGGCGUGUGCUCACUCAGCGGUGUGCUGGUCAUCGCCUUACCUGUACCUGUUAUCGUAUCGAACUUUAGUAGAAUCUAUCACCAGAACCAGCGAGCAGACAAGCGCAAGGCGCAGAGGAAAGCUCGCCUGGCGCGCAUCCGCAUUGCCAAGGCCUCGUCCGGAGCCGCCUUUGUCAGCAAGAAGAAGGCCGCCGAGGCACGGUGGGCCGCCCAGGAGUCUGGCAUCGAGUUGGAUGACAAUUAUCGGGACGAGGACAUCUUCGAGCUGCAGCAUCAUCACUUGCUGCGGUGUCUGGAGAAGACAACGAUGUAGCAACAUUUGAACAUCUCAGUUAUAGUCAGAAAUUGUAAGGUUUGCCACAAGCUCGUUAGGCAAGCAAUGACAACAGCCACAACAACCAUGGCAACACUAGCAACAAUAGCAACAUCAGCGGCUAAGAGAGCAACAAUGGCGGCGACGGCAAUAAACGUUAAAUGAGCAGCGGAAGGAUUUGUUGUUAAGCAUUUUGAAAACUAUCGCGUCUUCCCAUUGAUCAUAAUCAAAUUAAAAAAAAAAAUCCAACCGAAAAUCGUUAAAACGCCAGAAGAGUAAACGAUUAAAAUUGAAACUGAACGAAUAUAUUCAGCAUCUUUUGUAUGUGCAUUUUUUUGUGUUUACAAAUUUUAGUUUUCGUGUUUCUCAUUUUCAUUUCGAUCUGUUUUCUGUUCAUUAUUGUCUUCGGUAUCUGUAUCUGUGUAUGUCGGAUCGGUUGUGUUACGUCCUAAGUUGUAUGUUCUAAGUUCAACAUUUGUGCCAUGUUUUUCACACGAUCUGGUAUCGGUUCUGGGAGCUGAACUGGCUUUAAAAUCAACCAAAUAUAAAACAUACUAAACAAAUAAAAUAUCAAUGUCUAUACUCUGAUAAACGAAUAUAAAUUCGCCAAAGUAAGUGCUUUCGGUUUGUAUUUGAGUUUCGUUUUUUCUUCAAUCUCUCUCUAUCCCUUUCUCUCUCUCUAUAUAUAACUUUCUAUCUAUCUAUCUCGUUCAUGUUUACGCGUUGCAAUUAGUUUUUAUGAUUUCCAAUUUCAAAUUUUUAAUUUUUUCUCUGUUGAUUGUCGGUUGUUUUUCCGUUCAUUCUCGACCCCUUUGUUGAAAGAAAACGAUUCGUGUUGAAUGCUAUGCGCUCCGUUCUGUUUUAAGUUCCUCGAAUACAUAGGUCAUCGCCGAACAGUAUCGGUUCGAACGAUAUGAGAAUGCUCCCCACAUGCCAUCAAGAUUUUCGAAGCGUCCAUUUAGCCAUAUGCAAUCGAUUGCUGUCAACAUAAAACCCAAAAACGAAAACAAAAUCUAACAAUAUCAAAAUCUAAACAAUUUUAAUCGUCGAUGGGGCUCAUCAAGUGCUGCGAAACGAACACUUAAGCGGAUAUGAAAAUCCCAUUAGGCCGCGCUACUUAUGCCUUUUUAAUUUAUGGGGAGUAAAUUCCAAUGCUUUAAUGGUACAUAUUUUUUGAGAAAAGUCAUAUAAAAAGUAAUUAUAUUUAACAAUUUUCUAAUUAAUUAAAAAUAGUUCUGGCUAUGUGAGGGGUGUCUUUAAUGUGUUUUUAAUAGUACAAAACAAUAUUUAAGAAGCAACUUGGGGUAGAAAUGCCAGAUAGCUUCUUCAUUUUGUAAAGUUUAACUAUCCAG